This is a messenger RNA of Quercus lobata, 435 nucleotides long. RefSeq names its product MFP1 attachment factor 1-like. The coding region runs from base 1 to 435 and encodes 144 amino acids. The record is from RefSeq and is a predicted model, not a curated record. Gene Ontology annotation, biological process: mitotic cell cycle; lateral root development. Lineage: Eukaryota; Viridiplantae; Streptophyta; Magnoliopsida; Fagales; Fagaceae. The transcript has 2 exons.
AUGCUAAAUGCAAAAUUAGAGUGCCACAUGGCAGGACCUCAUGCACUCUUGUAUUUGAAAUUGAAUGGCAUGAAGCGCACACGCAACGUCGUGGUGGCGCGCCUCGUUGAGACGCUCUCCAAGCAAUCCAUUCUCUCCAAGUGCUACGACACCUUGCCGAGCGACGAGGCCUCCUCUGCCGCACGCCUCAUUGAGACUGAGGCUUUCUCCACCGCCGCCGCAUCCGCCUCUGCUGAGGACGACGGCAUCGAGAUCCUCCAGGUUUACUCUCGCGAGAUCAGCCGCAAAAUGCUCGACACUGUUAAGACUCGUGCCUCCUCCGCCGCCGCUUCUUCUGUCGUCGACGCUGGAACUGCGCCGCAGACUCCAUCUCUCGAGGCUGCUUCCGCCACCACUACCAAUGAGGAUAACCCUCCUACCGUCACUAAAUCUUAA